Messenger RNA from Melampsora larici-populina 98AG31, 384 nucleotides. RefSeq lists its product as uncharacterized. Lineage: Eukaryota; Fungi; Basidiomycota; Pucciniomycetes; Pucciniales; Melampsoraceae. The record is from RefSeq and is a predicted model, not a curated record. The coding region runs from base 1 to 384 and encodes 127 amino acids. The transcript has a single exon.
AUGCAUAUCAGAGCUUCAGGGAAACUCGACUUGUUUUUGGUUACUUGCGUAUUCUUCAUAAACUUCUCCUCCAAUGUAUUAGCUCUUCCAUAUCCACAUAAGUCUCAACUCGGUACAUAUUCUGCAACUUCCGAAUCUUCAACCCAACUCCAAAAACGCGCAGUCAUUGCAACCGCCUAUCUGACUUCCGACUUCGUAAAACAGACCCUCGCAAGGAAUCGUGAAAUCAAUACAUCUCAAGAGAGGGAAGAUCUACGCACGGAUCGGGAAAUCAACAAAUCUGGAGAGAAGGAAAAUAACCAAAGAGAUACCAAAGUACUGGAGGACGAUCUUCGAACAGAAUGUGUUCGCGGUAUAGAUCCCACAACUGGAAGAUGCCUAUAA